Messenger RNA from Erigeron canadensis, 327 nucleotides. RefSeq names its product ATP synthase subunit beta, chloroplastic-like. Gene Ontology annotation, cellular component: chloroplast thylakoid membrane. The coding region runs from base 1 to 327 and encodes 108 amino acids. Gene Ontology annotation, molecular function: ATP binding. The record is from RefSeq and is a predicted model, not a curated record. NCBI's taxonomy places the organism in Eukaryota, Viridiplantae, Streptophyta, Magnoliopsida, Asterales, Asteraceae. The transcript has a single exon. Gene Ontology annotation, biological process: proton motive force-driven mitochondrial ATP synthesis.
AUGGAAUUGAUUAACAAUAUUGCCAAGGCUCACGAAGGCGUAUCUGUAUUUGGCGGAGUCGGUGAACAGACUCGUGAAGGAAAUGAUCUUUACAUGGAAAUGAAAGAAUAUGGAGUAAUUAAUGAACAAAAUAUUGCAGAAUCAAAAGUAGCUCUAGUUUAUGGUCAGGUGAAUGAACCGCCGGGAGCUCGUAUGAGAGUUGGUUUGACUACCCUAGCUAUGGCGGAAUAUUUCCGAGAUGUUAAUUAUAAACAAGACGUACUUUUAUUUAUUGACAAUAUCUUCCGUUUUGUCCAAGCAGGAUCUGAAGUAUCCGCCUUGUUUUAA